CAAGUCCCAAGUUCAAGUUUGAGUUCCGACUCUUCCUCUCCCCCUCUCUCUCUCUCCUCUUCCAUCCCCUCUCUCUCUCUGCCGAAAUCUUUGUGCGCUGCGCUUUCUGCAUAUCUCUGCGUUGCAAUGGGAGAGAUCGACUGCCAAUUUCGCUUCCGGUUCACAGGGUUGGGACCAGAAGCAGGUGCUCCUUUGGCGUCUCAUCCUCAUGUUGACAAGAUUGCCUUUACAGGCAGUAAUGCCACAGGGGUUAAAAUCAUGACUGCUGCAGCCCAGCUUGUCAAGCCCGUAACACUUGUGCUUGGUGGCAAAAGCCCUAUAGUUAUAUUUGUGAGGAUUGUAGUGACCUUGAUAAAGUCUUGUGCAUCCUUCAACCUCACGCCCUGUCCUCUUCCCUUGCCACACCGGAAUCACUGCUGUCCCUUGCCUCACUGCCUUCAAGCGAAAGCUUCCAGCCGCUGGUCACGCACUCCGAGCUCCAUCGUCGGUUGCCAGUCCAAGCUAGGGCUGCAAAUGAGCAGUUCGCGAGCCGCUCGGUCAAAGCUCGAUUCGAGCUCGGUCAAAGUCGAGUUCGAGCCGAGCUCGAGCGGCUCAUUUAACAAUUGAGCCGAACUCGAGCUUUAAUGUCUUAGGCUCGUGGCUCGAUGAGGCAGCCAGAAGAGGCGCAAGUGUUAGAGAGAGUUGGGGUUUAUGGAUUUGGCGGCGGCAGCCAGAAGAGGCGCAAGUAUGAUGUUCAGGAAGAAGAUGAUACCAUGGAAAUGGUGCAGAUUGGAGCUGAGAGGACCAAGAAUGUGUUGAUUCUCAUGAGUGACACCGGCGGCGGCCACCGUGCUUCGGCAGAGGCGAUUCGUGAUGCCUUCAAGCUGGAAUUUGGUGAUGAAUACAGGUUAUGGCCAGGAACAAAGGACUCGUUCCAUCAGCACCUGGAGAGAUUUCAGUUCAAAGAAAACAGUUAAAGGCCAUUAUCCAGUCACUUCUUCCAGCUUGUACAGAAACGGGACAGCCUUUCAGGGUUCAAGCAAUUAUUGCAAAUCCCCCUGCAUAUGGCAAGGGUAUAUAUACAUGCAUGUAUGCUUGACAGAUUAUGUAUGCUGUUGUUAACUGAGCCACAUAUAUUCUUCUUUACUUUGCUGCUUCCUGCAGAGUGCAGGGGCUUCCAACACCUAUGAACACACAACCCCUAAUGCCAAAACCGUUUCAUGUCAACAUUACAUUAUUAAACCAUCAAUUCUGUGAAAGCAACUAGAUAGUGCUUGCCAAAACUCACCAGCCAACCAUCAAACGUGUGGAACACAACACACCUUGAGGACCUGAAAUCUGUGGUAAUUCCAUUCCAUUUUGAAUGUCUCUCUUGGUUAAUUCUAAGAGCAGAACAGCAGCUAGUUUCAAAUGUGAGUGGUUUUUUCUUGUAAUGGAUUGAGACAUUGUUGCAUCAGAAUCCUUCCCAUCCCAGCAACUCUUUGAAAAGAGUUAAAAACUUUUCUUUUAAGGAUUUCUUUAGAAUAUAUUGAAUAUCAUUCUAGAUUAAAAACUGCUCUAUCUGCGGUUAAUUGUAAGCAUUAAUCCUGUCAUAUCGUAUUUAAUAUGCAGACAAAAAAGAGAAUGCUGUCUUUAAUAUGCACAUAGAAUGGGUUCUG
Messenger RNA from Ipomoea triloba (trilobed morning glory), 1637 nucleotides. RefSeq names its product aldehyde dehydrogenase-like. NCBI's taxonomy places the organism in Eukaryota, Viridiplantae, Streptophyta, Magnoliopsida, Solanales, Convolvulaceae. Gene Ontology annotation, molecular function: oxidoreductase activity. The coding region runs from base 127 to 606 and encodes 159 amino acids. The record is from RefSeq and is a predicted model, not a curated record. The transcript is spliced from 6 exons.